AAAAGUUUGUAGGAGAGGAAGAGGAACACUCACCACUGGAACCGUCUUGUACAUACGCUCAAGAAAUAAAGUCUCUGUUGAAACUAUUUUAGUCCUCAGAAGCAGCUAAACUGAAUGGCUGUGUCACUGCCUGCUGCCUUCCUGUCUGAAGACCAGUUCAGUUGCUCAAUCUGUCUGGAAGUAUUUACCAAACCAGUCACAACACCAUGUGGACACAGUUUCUGCCAAUCCUGCAUUUCCUCAUAUUGGGAUGGAGGCAGACAUACUUACCAGUGUCCUCUCUGCAAAGAGUCCUUCCACAAGCGUCCAGAGCUCCAUGUCAACCUAACCCUGAAGGAAAUAACUGAACAAUUCAAGCAGAUGGCCAGCUCGCCGAUCGCUGGAAGAGUUGGAGGAAUAGAACAUCCCAACUCACAUCCCCAUCAUAAUCAACCACUAUCACCUACAUUACCAAGACAAGGGGAGAUGCCUGAGAACAUCUUUGCUGAGAUGAUGACACGUUUUCAGCAGUUGGCAGACCCUGGGUCGAAUCAUCAAAGCCGCGGUCGAGAUGAUACUCACUUUGCCAAGAUGGAGCAUCAUGGCCCCCCACCACCCUACUCUCCUCCCUGCAGUGUGAGGAGCUCCAGUGACUCCUCCUCUGAUCUGCCGAAAUGUCCCAUCCACCUGAGAGGUCUGGAAUUCUUCUGUCGUACUGAUAACAUCUGCGUGUGCAGCACUUGUGUGGAAACAACAGAUCAUCUAGGACACAACGUCACCCCUGCCAAGAGAGAGUGGCACAUCAAGAAGGCUCAGUUAGGUAUUGCAGAGGUGGAGCUAAAGGAUCUCAUCCAUGAAAGAGAGAGAAAAGUGAAGGAGAUACACAACUCCUUGCAAGAGAUACAGGCUGCUGCUGAGAGAGAGACAAAUGGAGUUGUUUGUGCUUUUUCCAAGCUGAUCUCCAGCGUGGAGCGCUGCCAAUCUGAAGUCGUGGAGGUGAUAGAGGUGUCUCUUCAAGCAGUGGAGCUCAGAGCUUAUAGUAUGCUAAGAGAGCUGGAAGAAGAAAUAGAUGAGCUUAAAAAAAGGAGUACAACACUGAGCCAGAUGGCCCUGUCUGAGGACUACAUAUUCUUUCUCAAGACAUUCCCUGCCCUGUCUGCACCCCCACAAGCUAAGAACAGGUCCAGAGUCUCUGUGUCAUCUCAGCUGACAUCAGGUGUGAUUCUCAGGUCUGUCAAUCAGAUGAUCGAGCACUUUCACAAAGAGCUGAGGAAACUGCCAGAAGUCUGCCAGCAGUCCUCAUCAAACCCGUCUUUAUCCAGACCCAACCCAAAGGUUAGGAGGGUUCAAGAAUAUGCAGCUGACAUCACUUUGGACCCCAACACAGCCCACCCACGUCUCACCAUCUCAGCGGAUGGGAAACAGGUCCACUGUGGAGAUCACCAUCAGCUGGUACCUGACAACCCUGAACGCUUUGACCGGGUGGUGUGUGUACUGGCCCACCAGGGCUUCAGCUUAGGGCGCCAUUACUGGGAGGUGGAGGUAGGGGGAAAGACUGAUUGGGACCUGGGAGUGGCAAGUCGGUCUAUCAGUCGUAAGGGCAAAAUCACUGUAAGCCCCGCCCAUGGAUACUGGUUUCUCAGUCUCCGGGAUCGGACUGAGUAUGCCUUCAGAACAGAACCCUCAACCAACCUGACACUUAACAUCAGACCCUCCCGGAUUGGAAUCUAUGUUGACUAUGAUAAGGGGCUGGUGUCCUUCUACAAUGUGGAUGCCAAGGUGCUCAUCUUUACAUUCACAGAUAGCUUUUCUGGCACCAUCCAUCCAUUCUUCAGCCCCUGUACUAAUAAAUCAGGUCAAAAUGAGGCUCCACUAAUAAUCUGUCCUGUUGCAAUGGCAGAAUGAUAUAAGCUUACAUUUAAAGAAAUAGUCCAAAUUCUUCCACACAUGUAGGAAGAUUUACAUACAGAAACAUGCCUCAGAUCACAGCUGCAAUUGAUAGUUAUAGUUUUAGUUGCAGCACAAUAAAUAACCAGGCCUAUGGUUAACUUAAGCAGAGCUGCCACUGUGACUACUAAUCAUGGGGCAAAGUGAAACUGUUUUAGGAAAAUACGAACACCACAUCUUUGACACUAAAGCAUCAUCUUGUUAUCAGCACUCAGUUCAAAGCCUGCAUCUUUGGGGCGGAUUAAUGCUUGUGGAAUUGGUAGCUUACCCAUCUGG
This is a messenger RNA of Archocentrus centrarchus (flier cichlid), 2202 nucleotides long. Its product is annotated as zinc finger protein RFP-like. The record is from RefSeq and is a predicted model, not a curated record. Bases 115 to 1884 code for a protein of 589 amino acids. The transcript has 11 exons. Lineage: Eukaryota; Metazoa; Chordata; Actinopteri; Cichliformes; Cichlidae. Gene Ontology annotation, molecular function: protein binding; zinc ion binding.